This is a messenger RNA of Betta splendens (Siamese fighting fish), 4361 nucleotides long. It is a transcript of the gene trim2a, whose product is annotated as tripartite motif containing 2a. Gene Ontology annotation, molecular function: translation repressor activity; protein binding; zinc ion binding. The record is from RefSeq and is a predicted model, not a curated record. Gene Ontology annotation, biological process: negative regulation of translation; protein polyubiquitination; proteasome-mediated ubiquitin-dependent protein catabolic process. The transcript has 12 exons. Bases 1058 to 3304 code for a protein of 748 amino acids. Lineage: Eukaryota; Metazoa; Chordata; Actinopteri; Anabantiformes; Osphronemidae.
CUCCCACGCGCUCCCUCCGCUUUACAUGGGGUGACGGCUCAAUCCAGCAGGAAUUAUUCCGCUUAACCGGCGUAGAUCUCAUUAUAUAAGCGUGGAGCGCCGCGCGGCUCCUCUUGUUAAACUGAACCGUCUGCGGGAGGAUUUGGGUCGUUUGGUUGAAUAAUCGGUCCCAUGUUUGAUGCUCUGCUCGUCGGCUUAAUCUGGCGGCGGAGCUGGGAGGUCAUUAACGCGCAGCCUGAGCUCUGACGUCUGUGUUUGUGCGCGUCCGUGCGCGUGUCACGUCUCACCGAUGCUGAAGACUUGGACCUUGUUUCAGACUAGUCUCUAAUCACUGUCACAGUGACUUGAUGUUCAGUUUGACACUUUUCAUAUCUGGCAUCAGAAUGUGAACAAACCGGUGACGGCAUCAUUAUGGCAGUAUUUUCAUCCUCCACGCUCCAUUUCCGCCUCCUCAUUGUAUAGUCUGAAGGCUCACGUGCCUUUUCAGAGGUUUUGCAUUAGAGAGGAGCGAUUAAGAUGAAAGUAGAGUGGAGACGAGGAGUCCCCGAGGAGUCGCUCUCUCCGGCAGAGGCGGCCUGUUUCUGCUUGUGAUGAGACAAUAAAAGCCCUGACACACUUAGUGCAUGGGCCGGAUAACGUUACAGGGUGAUCGGACCCGGAAACGCGGUGCAGGUGGGACUGAAGCACGCGCCGGGCGCCAGGAUCCGCGUGGAGACUGUGUCUGUGCUCCAGCUUCAGGCAGGGCUUUUAUUUUGGUAGUUUGGGCGUUGUGUGUCGUUGGUGCACGCUGAACACACAGUGCCUCGCUUUCACUUUCUAAUCAAAUAUUUAGCGCGUAAAGUGCUUUUCGUGACGAGCGUCCACGCUCCCUGCUCCACGCUGGUUUCCCACUAGAAUGAACGACACAGUCGCCGUACUGGAGAGAAGCAGAGUGGAAGAGGUGGACCUCAUAAUGCGGCCGGUGCAGCGUGAAUCACCGUCGCACAACCGGCACCUGAUCCGCCCCCAUAAGGGUGCAGGGUAGGAGGGAGGGGGACCGCCUCGCCCCGGCGUUAGGAUGGCCAGUGACGGCGCCACUAUUCCCAGCCCGGUCGUCCGCCAGAUCGACAAGCAGUUCCUGAUCUGCAGCAUAUGUCUGGACCGCUACGAGAGCCCCAAAGUGCUGCCCUGCCUGCACACCUUCUGUGAGAGGUGCCUGCAGAACUACAUCCCGGCUCACAGCCUCACGCUGUCGUGCCCCGUGUGCCGCCAGACCUCCAUCCUGCCGGAGAAGGGCGUGGCGGCGCUGCAGAACAACUUCUUCAUCACCAACCUGAUGGACGUGCUGCAGCGGGCGCCGGACAGCCGCAGCCGGGAGGCCGCCGCCCUCAGCGCCAUCACCACGGUGGCCACGGGCCAGCUGCUCUCGUGCCCCAACCAUGGCGGCAACCUGAUGGAGUUUUACUGUCCUCCGUGCGAGACGGCCAUGUGUCAGGAGUGCACAUGCGGCGAGCACGGCGAACACCCAACCGUGCCCCUGAGAGACGUUGUGGAGCAGCACAAGGCAUCACUGCAGGAGCAGCUGGGCGCCGUCAAGAAGAGGUUGCCGCAGAUCGACUCGGCCCUGCAGACGCUAGCAGAGAUCCUGCAGCAGCUGACCCAUCAGAAAAGCUCCAUCGAGGAUGAAAUCCACACGACCUUCGAUGAGCUGCAGAAGACCCUCAACGUCCGAAAGAGUGUUUUACUCAUGGAGCUGGAGGUCAACUACGGCCUCAAGCAGAAGGUGCUCCAGGCCCAGCUGGACGCCCUGCUGCAGGGCCAGGAGGGCAUCCACAGCAGCUGCAACUUCACGGAGCAGGCCCUGAGCCACGGCACGGAGGCCGAGGUGCUGCUGGUGAAGAAGCAGAUGAGCGAGCGCCUGGUGGAGCUGGCCACGCAGGAGCUCCCCCUGCAGCCGGGGGAGAACGACCAGCUGGACUUCCUGGUGGAGACGGACGGGCUGAAGAAGUCCAUCCACAACCUGGGGACCAUAGUCACCACCAACGCAGUGGCCUCCGAGUCUGUGGCUACGGGCGAAGGGUUGCGGCACUGUGUGGUGGGAAUCGCCACCUCCGUCACCAUAACCACCAAGGACAAAGACGGAGAACUGUGCAAAAUGGGAAAUGCAGUCAUCGCGGCUGAGAUCUCCUCACCCGAUGGAGGCAGAGGUGAAGGGGAGAUCCUGGACAACAAGAAUGGCACCUACGAGUACCUGUUCACAGUCCCUAAAGAGGGGACUUUUAAUUUGUCGCUGCGUCUGUAUGAGCAACACAUCAAAGGCAGCCCCUUCAAGAUAAAAGCCACCAAAACCAUAGACGUGUCGCCGACGGCCGACGGCAUGAAGAAGAGGCUGAAGUCUCCGGGAAGUGGGCACAUCAAGCAGAAGGCCAUCAAGAGGCCGGCCAGCAUGUACAGCACAGGGAGGAGGAAAGAGAACCCCAUCGAGGACGACCUCAUCUUCAGGAUCGGCACCAAGGGGAGAAACAAAGGGGAGUUCACCAACCUGCAGGGAGUGGCUGCCUCAUCUCUGGGAAAGGUGCUGAUCGCAGACAGCAACAACCAGUGUGUGCAGAUUUUCUCCAACGACGGCCAGUUCAAAAGUCGCUUCGGCGUCCGGGGCAGGACGCCGGGUCAGCUGCAGAGGCCCACGGGCGUGGCCAUCCACCCGAACGGUGACAUCAUCAUCGCGGACUAUGACAACAAGUGGGUCAGCAUCUUCUCCAGCGACGGGAAGUUUAAGAACAAGAUCGGCUCAGGGAAGCUGAUGGGCCCUAAGGGCGUGUCGGUGGACAGGAACGGCCACGUCAUCGUGGUCGACAACAAGGCCUGCUGCGUCUUCAUCUUCCAGGUCAACGGCAAGCUGGUCACCAAGUUCGGUAACCGCGGCAACGGUGACAGACAGUUCGCAGGUACACUCAACGGGCCGCACUUUGCUGCCGUCAACAAUAACAAUGAAAUCAUCGUGACUGAUUUCCACAAUCACUCAGUCAAGGUGUUCAACACUGAAGGAGAGUUCUUGCUGAAGUUUGGUUCCAACGGCGAGGGAAACGGACAGUUCAACGCGCCCACCGGCGUCGCCGUGGAUGUCAAUGGAAACAUCAUAGUAGCAGACUGGGGAAACAGCAGGAUCCAGGUGUUCGAUGGCAGCGGCUCCUUCCUGUCCUACAUCAACACAUCGGCGGACCCGCUCUACGGCCCCCAGGGACUGGCGCUCACCUCCGACGGUCACGUCGUGGUGGCUGAUUCUGGCAACCACUGCUUCAAAGUCUACCGCUACCUGCAGUAGCGCUCGCUCGGCGCGCUCCAGCCGCACCGUGUACAUAAAGGCAUCAUCACACGCGGAGCGGGUGGCAGCAUCUGCCCUCGCCUCCUCCUCCUCCAACCACCCAUGACGUGAGGCGACCUGUGAUGGGGACGCGGGAGAGAAUCAGCUGCAGUGCGGGUGAAGCCAGUGGACCUAUGUUACUCACAGACGCCUGCUACUGAUUGAUGCUUUGAGAAGUCACUCAUAAAUCUGUUCACAUUCCAUCUUCACUGUGCAUAUUAAAAAAGUAACUUUAGUGUUUAGUGUACAUAUAUUAGACAUUAGAGUUGUGGUGACAUGGCAGGAAAACUGGAGAGGACGCUAUUGGAUUGCAAUGAAUACUGGUUCACACUGUGACGUGGGGUUCAAUUAAAACUAAUGAUGCACUGCACCGACCUGAGGAAUAACAAAGUUCUGUUUAUAGUUCCAGUAACUGCAGCUAUGGUUAAAUGCUCUUCACAUUUUGCCUGUUCACCAAAAAAUAGAAAUGUUCCACCUACUGUAGGAAUCAGGGUAUUUUCAAGCAUGACUAGGCAUCACUGUGCCUGAGAAAAUGCUGUGCACAGGGUAAAAUAUGUUUUAGUCGUCAUCAGUUCUAUCUGCCAUCACUGUAAUUGUAAAAAACACAGUUCGCUAAAAUCCUUGGAGCGUGUUAUGAUCAGUGAAAACACCAAACGUAACCCAAUGGAUGUGCUAGUACGGGUGUGUCUUUGAGAAAUUAGAAGUUAGAAGAGUUGGUAGACGUCGCUGAACUGUGAUCACCUUCAUUCUUCCACGUGCUCUUACGUCAAAAAUGAUCUGCAGAUCAACAAAUAGGUUGUAUUUCUCUACCACAUGCAACUUGUAGUUCAACACUUUGGGUGUACUUUGUAAAAAUGCACUGUGCUUUCAUUGGAAAGCCUUGGUUAAAAAGUUUUGUCUUCAAGCACAGUUAUUGUUAUGUAACCUGAACUCAUUUUCUACACAAUCCUGUUAAAUUAUUUUUUCCAUUGUAUAUUUUAAAUGCCAAAUGGAAUUAAAGUGCCCAUAGGAAAGAAAA